Nanorana parkeri is the source of this 1473-nucleotide messenger RNA. RefSeq names its product POC5 centriolar protein (gene POC5). Lineage: Eukaryota; Metazoa; Chordata; Amphibia; Anura; Dicroglossidae. Gene Ontology annotation, cellular component: centrosome. The transcript is spliced from 9 exons. The record is from RefSeq and is a predicted model, not a curated record. The annotation marks the transcript as partial.
GUGACUCACCCCUUGUUUGUUGAGGUGUUUGUUAUCGUAGAGGUGUUCAGAGGUUAUGGAAGGAUGUUGGGCCAGACAAAUGUGAUGACCGAGUUAAGGAAAUGGAAACUAACAAUAAUCGAGAAGCACAGACUGGAGAUGAAGCAGCAGAGUGAGAAGCAUGCUGAGCACAUUACCCAUCUGAGCAGCCAAAUAGACAACCUUCAGGGCUUACUGCAGACCUAUGAAACAUCUAUACGCAGGAAGGAUGAGGUCAUUUCUAACCUGACCCAUGCCUUUGAGAAGCACAAGGAAAAGAUCGAGCUCAUGCGAGCUUUUACCCACUGGCGACUCCAGCAGAUAGAAGCCAGACAAGAGGAUUAUGCAUGCAGUCUGGCUGAUAGACAUUACAGAAAGGUAUUGCUGAAGAAUAGCUGGAGAACCUGGCACUCUGCUAUUGAAGUAAACUGGAAAGAUAAAGUGGAGCAGGCAUGUCGAGCCCGAGCUGAAGAAGUGUGUAUUCAGUUGUCUAAUGACUAUGAAGCUAAGGUUGCACAGCUGAAUCGAGCCAUAGAAGAUGCAAAAGCAGAAGUACAGAGACUUCUUACGGAGAGGGAUCACUUUGAGGGCACAAUGAAGAAAGCCUUCAUGCGGGGCGUAUGUGCGUUAAACAUGGAAGCAAUGUCAAUGUUUCAAGGGAGAGAAGCCCACAUGGACCAUGAUCCUCCAAGGAGGGAAGACCUUGGCUCUAGUCCUUCUGUGACAUUUCAGCAACCACCAGCCUCGGCUCCUCUGAUGUCCUCCCAACACGAUGUCUACUCACCUGGCCACACUCUAGCUGGACCUUUGGAGCCGAAUUUUAGACCUCACUUUGGUCCAUCAAGUAUUUCCCAGUCUAAGGAUGAUGACAGUACUCCAGUUGUAAUUUCUGCCACUACGUCUGGAUCCGGUACAUUAUCCACACAGAAGCUGCCAAUGACAAGAGUUGUAACAUCCGCACAGCAGAAGGCUGGAAGGACUAUAACAGCCCGGGUGACUGCGCGCUCAGAUCUAGCACAGAAGAUCAGUAAGACUGGCGCUAACAUCACCUCUAUGGGCGUUUCCCCACCAAUGAGCUCCAUUGUGGUUGAGAAACAUCAUCCAGUUACUCAGCAAACAAUCGCUCAGGCCACGGCAGCAAAAUACCCCCGCUCAGCGUUGCAGAGUUCCAGCUCCAUGAGUGGCAGAGGAACUGGGCACAGUACACGAGCAACCCAAGUUUACAACAGUGUCCAUUCCAUAAAAGUCGUCGAAUGAUCUCCUUCGGCCACAGAUUGGUGAGAGAGAGGAAAGUCUCGGAACCCAUCCGACAGUGUGGCUAUCAUAUCCCCACAUGAGGUCAGGUGUGAUUGGUUCUACCUACACCUCUGUUUUAUAUAUUUUUAUACCUGUCUUUCUGCUUGCAGUGAUGAAGAGUGCCUUAAAUUUGUUGUAUAAUUAUCACCAAUGUAUUUU